ACACGCCUCUCACACGCCGCGUCGGUGCCAGGGACCGGUAAUGCCCGGAAGCGCCGGAAAGAAGCGAAUCACCAAGGAGCUCGAGUUGCUGGCGGGUGACGAGUCGGUCCAGGUGCGGACGGUCGACUCGCCGGCGCAUUGGGUGGCCAAGAUGGAUGGGCCUCACGGAACACCGUACGAUGGCGGGACGUUCUUCCUGGACAUCACGUUCUCGCACAACUAUCCGUUUACGCCACCGAGAGUCAAGUUCCUCACCCGCAUCUAUCACCCCAACAUCAACGCCGAGGGCGCGAUCUGUCUCGAUCUGCUCAAGGACCAGUGGUCGCCGGCGCUCCGCAUGUCGCAGCUCAUCAUGUCCAUCGCCUCGCUGCUGGGCGAACCCAACCCCGACGAUCCGCUUGUCCUCUCCAUUGCUAAGGUGUACAAGUCUGAUCCGCGCCGAUACAAUGGGAUCGCCCGUGAGUGGACUCUUCGGUUUGCGGUCGGCAACAAGCCGCCGCUUGGCGUUUCGUUUGAUCACAGGCAGAAGCCGCCGCAGUGGCGCCGCAUGACCAAGCGCGAAAAGGCGGAGCGAGUCGCAGCCAAGGCGGCCAAAGCCAGGGCCAAGGUGGAUGCCAAAACCUCGGCUGCGUCCAACGCGCAGGCUAAGCGUAAGCGCAAGAGCAAGCGCAAGAGCAAGAACAAGAGCAAGAACAAGAACAAGGGCAAGGGCAAGGAAGCUAUAGACGCUGUAGACGCCUCAGAUUGUGGUGGUCAGAGUAACGAUGGAGACGAUGGCAGCGUUUUCACCCCUGAUCCGGUCUCGGGCUUGAGCUCGGCUAUGUGACCGCGGGCAAAACCCAUCGUCGUGCUUGAGAUGCACGCGCAAAGCCACCAAAGACCAUCUGAUGCACAGCUGACUUUUUUUCCAGCAAACGCGUUGAUGUGGUGC
Molecule: messenger RNA, 931 nt
Organism: Thecamonas trahens ATCC 50062
Lineage: Eukaryota; Apusomonadida; Apusomonadidae
Product: ubiquitin-conjugating enzyme E2 4
Exons: 2
Coding region: 41-826 (261 amino acids)
Biological process (GO): protein polyubiquitination
Cellular component (GO): nucleus
Molecular function (GO): ubiquitin conjugating enzyme activity
Source: RefSeq, a predicted model, not a curated record